This is a messenger RNA of Diabrotica virgifera virgifera (western corn rootworm), 17528 nucleotides long. RefSeq names its product deubiquitinase DESI2. Gene Ontology annotation, biological process: protein deubiquitination. Bases 279 to 890 code for a protein of 203 amino acids. Lineage: Eukaryota; Metazoa; Arthropoda; Insecta; Coleoptera; Chrysomelidae. The transcript has 5 exons. Gene Ontology annotation, molecular function: deubiquitinase activity. The record is from RefSeq and is a predicted model, not a curated record.
CUUAUACUACGCUUAUGGAAAAUAUUCUUCUUUUUUAUUUGCCUUUUUCAAAGUACAUUAUACACCACCUAAUCAAAUUUAUUAAAAUGUCAGGAGUCAAGGACUCGCUUGACUUUUGUUGUUAUAGUUGUUAGUCAUAAUGGAAAUGGAAAUAUAACCUGUGAAAAUAAUUACUCUUUCCUUAUUUCCUCAAACAUUGAAGUGAUUACGUUGUAAUGAAUUAAACCACAGCAUCAAGCAGUUGUUGUUCUAUUAUCUCAAACGAUAUUAAUUAAAAAAUGUUUUCCAAUGGUUUAACUUGCAAUUUACCGUUUAGUUGUAUGAGUGUAAGAGACUCAGGUUCCGAUGAACUACUACCUAAUAAAAUGUCUCGGGAGCCUGUGUUGUUAAAUGUGUAUGAUAUGUACAAAAUUAAUGAAUUUACCAGUAACAUUGGAUUGGGUGUUUUUCAUUCAGGUGUUGAAAUAUAUGGAACAGAGCAUGCUUAUGGAGGCCAUCAAUAUUCAUUUACUGGCAUAUUCGAAAAUAUACCUAGGGAUGAAAAAGAAUUAGGAGAACAGUUCAAAUUUAGACAAACAAUACAUAUAGGAUAUACAGAUUUUACAGAAGAAGAUGUUAAACGAAUUGUUAAUGAAUUAGGAAAGGAAUUUAGAGGCGAUAGAUAUCAUCUUAUGAACAAUAAUUGUAAUCACUUUUCAGGAGCAUUUUCUAAGAUAUUAUGUGGGCAAGAUAUUCCCCCUUGGAUUAACAGACUGGCAUAUUUCAGCAGUUGGGUCCCAUUCUUGGAACGCUGCCUACCGAAAGAGUGGCUAAUGCCGAUGGCUCUUCAACACUCGCUCAGCUGUCGGCAAGAUUCGACAUGCUCGGAAGCAUCCACAUCGCCAUUUUGAAAUGUGAAAAACAAUAUUUCUGUGUAUUAUCAGUGAAUUUUAACCUUUAUUUCACAAACAUUUUUCAUCAUUCUAAAUAAUCAUUUGUUUGUCGAACUGAUGUUUUACUAAUAUGAUAUUUUUAAAUUUUUGAAAGUAGUAAAUUAGCAUUUUUUAUUUAGAUAAUUUUUUAUGCCAGGUAAAUUUGUAUAAAUACCUUUUGAGAUACUUAAAGACUGGCAUGCAUUUGGUUCCUUAAAAUAGGUAAUGAGUUUAUAAAGAGUUGUUUAAUUAAUACAGGUACAUGGAUUAACUGGCAAAAGUAUAAGAAGAGUACAAUGUAGAACAAAUUAAUUGGCGAGGAACCGCAAAGUGGGCGACGCCUGGUGGCGAAUUUGAAAAGCAUCAACUCUAGGAAAACAUUGACUUUGUCAUUAAUUGGUGUACAUAUUUGCGGUCAAUUUAUGUUGUUAUUAACAAUGAUUUCGACUUAAAAAACUAUUGCAGUGUUCCUCAGUAAUUAUUCCUAUUAUACUCUACGUAAUGACGUAAACUAACCAACGCCAAAUCACACGUUUUGUUAAUUUAACGUUUGUAUUAAACGUAGUAUUUUUUAUUGUUUAAGCGACUGCAAAAUUAAAUAAUUAAAUAAAAUGUAGUGUAUAUUCUGUACAUAGAAUGUACAUUGUUAUGCAAAAUAUUCCGAUCACCUCAUAAUUUCCAGAACACAAUUAUUAUAAGAUAAAUUCACCUACUUAGUUUCCAGUUUUUAUUUAACUAAAAAUUGUUACCUGUUGGCCUAAAAUAAAUUGUAGUGUACCUAUUAAUUAAAUUAAAAACAAAAUUAAAAAUUCUAAGAUAGAUUGUGAUUAUAGAUAGCUGUGUGAUUAUCGGGGGGCCAGAUUUUUUUAUUAAAAAAAAGGUAAAAACAAAUCAGUAGUUAGCAUCAAAUUUUAAUGAAUGCAUACAGAUGAAACAUAAUUUUGAGUCGUCUUUAACCUAUAAGAUGUCUUAGUGGCAAAACUUAGUGGUUACUUUGGCAAAACACUCGUGUAAAUGAUUUUAAUUUAACGUUUUAGAACUGUGAGGUCAAAUGACAAAAUCAAUUGUUUUUCUAGAGUUAUCGUCCAUCUUUGAAAUUUUGAGCGCCCUCUGUCGGAAUUUAAUUUUGCGAAUAAGACGUUUUUGGGUGCUUAACAGUUGGUUGAUUGCCGACGGACAAAACUGCCUCCUUCGGCAACGCUGGCUACUCCGUGAGUCUUACUUCGAUUAUGUGAUCUAUACUCCGAUAGGAGUAGCCGGCAUCAUCGAAGAAGGCCGGCACGCUCCCAUCGGAGUAGUCGGCAAUCAAUCUUAAUAAGUUUUUAACUGAACUUAACUAUUUACUACAGCUCUGAAAUAUGCAUUUAAAAAACUGGAUUGGGCUAAAAGGGGAAUAAAUAUUGAUGGUGAAUAUCUGAGCCACUUGCGCUUUGCAGAUGACAUUGUCCCUAUAGCAGAGAGUUUAAAUGACGCUCACAAAAUGAGGGAAGAACUAAAACAGGCGAUAGAACAAGUAGGCCUGAACAUAAACUUUCUCAAAAAACAAAAUACAUGACCAAUUCAGUUCCAAGUGAUGUUAUGAGAGUAGAUAGCACGAAGUAUGGAUAAAAAAUGUUUACAUUCACAAUUCCCAAGGUAUUUUAUAAAUGCAGUUCUUUGAUUUCUCCCGUGUGUUGUUGGCUUUGGUUAUGGAAACAAGAGAUAUGGGCGUUGGUUGUUUUAAAUGUUGUUGCUAUGAUGUAUUUAUUUCCUAUCCUCUUUAAUUUUUUCUGACAAACCUGUUACAUAAUGAUGUUUAAACGGAGUUUUUGGUGUUUUGUUGUUUUCCUUCUUCAAUCUUGUGAAAUUUCUAGUUUAUAAAUGACAACGAAUGAUCAUUUUUUAUUAGAAUCUUUAUUAGCAGAUUUUUUUCCUGAAAUCCAUUUUUGAUGGGACUGGAGUUUUUAACUUGAAACCGAAAUUUCAACUUGUUUUAAUUUUGUAUUGACUACUUUAGAAGAACUCAGUUUACGUUUUGUAUCUACAGUGCCAACAAGCUGUCUUUUGGAAUUUGGAAAACAUUUCACUAUACAUAAACAUCUGUAAUAGAGCUUUACUAUAUUAGUAAAAGUUGUCAGAGCACAAGCUCUGACUCGACAAAUCAGCAAUAUUAGAUACCAUUUUGGAAAAUCAAAAAUAAUAUUUUGACUUUUAAGAGCAUACAGUAGCGCGUCAUCAAUAUAACUUCGAGAGAUAGUAUCUACCUUUACCUAGUAAAAUCAAUAUUUUGACAAUUAUCUGAUCAAUUGACUCAUAGGCGCGCUAAAUAGAAGUAAUAGAAAACAAUUUUAUUAUUAGUAAAUAAAUAUUUAAAAAUAAACCAAAAUGGGUGAAAAUUUUAAGUUAACAGGUAUUUGCACGAAAUAAUAAUAAUUAAAUAAUAAAUAGUCAUUUCGUUGUGAAGCGAAACAAGAGCCGUCUUAUUUUAUUUAGUUCACAGAGCGCCUAACGCACUCUAACUAGUUUCAACCCCUUUUUUUUUAAAUAUAAUUUAAAUGACCUUUUGCCAUUUUUUAAACUAUUGAUAAUAUUUUUAGAAUAAAAAAUCCUCCUAAAACUUUAUAUACUCGCAUUAGAAUUCGAAAUAUUUUUACGUAAAAUAUACUUACCUACAUAUAACUAAAACUCACAAUUAACAAUAAUCUAUUUUUUCAAAUAGGCCAACUUAGUUCUAUCACCGAACAACCCGAAGGUGCACUUCAAUAAAUUUCAUUGUUUAGCUGUGGGACAGAUUCUGUGACCUUGCGCCAUUUUAUCGGUCCAAGUGGUCAGAUCCGGCUUUGCUUAAAUAUAUGUUGCAGCACCGGUGUUGAUUUUUCAAAUAAGUGUAUCAAAUAAAAUUUAUUUACUUUAAACUUAUUUAACAUAUAAUUUUAAUUAAAAAAUAUAUCGAGACCUAAUAGCGAUCUAAUAAGAGCUUCUCUGUAUUCUAUGUAUUUUAUCUCUAUUUCUGUAUUUUUUUUGUACAAAAAAUAGGAGUUCCAAGCUCUACAAUAACAAAAUGUAUGUAUAAGUACGUUUUCAACAAUAUUUUAUAUACAGGGUGUCCAAAAACUCUACCGACAAACGAAGACAGGAGAUUCCUCAGAUAAAUUUAAGACAUUUUAACCUAAUUCUUCUAGUCCGAAAAUGCUUCCUAAGAGGGCUAGAGCUCUUUAAAUAUGCCGUCUUGUAAUUAGUUUUUCUUAAAUAACUCCAGAACGCUCUCAUUUAGAAUCAUGAGAAUUGGUACGCAUAUUUAUCUUUCAGAGAUAAAUCGAUUACAUUUAUUGUGAACUUUUAGUACCGGUCAUAGGCGUCAGUUUUGGGUAGGGCAACGGUUAUUUUAUCGGAUAACUUUUAUGUCUUUAACUUUUAAGCAUUUUUGACACUGGAUUAUUAAAUUAUGAGGUAUCCUAGUACUAAAAGGUACUCUUCCUUUAAGUCGGUAGAACACACGGUUUUCUAAAAAAAUCGAUUUUAAAAUUUUUCGUUUCUUGAAUUUCCAAAAAAAAAUAAAAAAAAAAACAGUUAGAAAAACGAAAAUUGUUACGUUUAUUUAUAUUCCAGAGAUGAAUCGAUUUCAUUAAUUGCGAAUUUAUAGUACCGGUCAUAUGCGUCCGUUUUGGGUAGGUCAAGAGUUAUUUUAUCGCAUAACUUUUUUGCCUUUAAUUUUUAAGAAUUUGUGACUUUAGAUUAUUAAAUAAUGAGCUAUUCUAGUACUAAAAGUUACUCUUGGUAUAAGUUAGUAAAAUACACUGUUUUUUUUUUGAAAACUUGCAGUUUUUUUUUCAAAUUUAAAAGACGAAAAAUUUUCAAAUCGAUUUUUCUAGAAAACGGCGUGUCCUACGGACUUAAAUCAAGAGCACCUUUUAGUACUAGAAUAUCACACAGUAUAAUAAUCCAAUAUCAAAAAUGCUUAAAAGUUAAAGAUAAAAAAGUUAUGCGAUAAAAUAACCGUUGCCCUACCCAUAACGGACGCCUAUGACCGGUACUAGAAAUUCACGAUUAAUGAAAUCGAUGCAUCUUUAGAAGAUAAAUGUGUGUACCAAUUGUUGUUUUUCUAAAUACAAGGGUUCUGGAGGUAUCUAAGAAAAACUAAUUAUAAGACGCCAUCUUCAAAGAGCUCUAGCUCCCUUAGGAAGCAUUUUCGGACUAGAUGAAUUGGGUUUAAAUGUCUUAAAAUUAUAUGAGGAGUCUCCUGUCUUCGUUUGUCGGUAGAGUUUCUGGACACCCUGUAUACAUAAUAUAGGUAAAGUUUUGUUCUGAAGCUAUUUCCUUGUGGCAUUUUUAUAAUCAACUAUUUUCAAUGAUUGAAUACAAGAAUUAUUUUGUAUUUUAACAAGAACACCUGACUUGGGCGUCGAAACGUUAAUAAAAUCAUUUUUUUGGUAAAAUUGUGGCUUAUUUCCCAUUGAAAAUAAUAUUAGGUAAAGUUUCAUAGUUAAUACCAAAUUUUCAAGUACCUAUCCAUUUAAGUACAUAAACAUUUAUAAAAACAUUGUGAAUUUAAAAAUGCUUACCUUGAUUCGUCUUUUGGAAAACGGAAAAAACUAUAGCUGAAAUUUGAUACCGUGUUUUUACAGUUGAUCGCUGCACAGAUUAAAUUCGAACUGCCUUUCUUUUUGUCCAUAUCCAUAAUUAUUAUUGCACAAUGCACAAAAACAAAAUCACCGAACAGAACAACACAAAAUCAAAGUAACCCCGAAACAAGCGUGAUCUGACAACAACAAUCACAAAUUGAUCGUGUCAGCAGCGGACCUGUGGACCGAAAAAAUGGCCGCCAGCCGUGCGCAAACCAGAUGCGCGAACUCUUCCCGCCGAGUCGACUGUGCCUUCGGGUUGUUCGGUGGUUCUAUUACACAAAAAAAAAUAUAACAAAUUAACUAUAAAUAAACACUACUUUCCUAUGAAACAACAAUAACGAAUUCUUAAAAUGAUACACUACUGCACUGAACAGAUAUCGAUAAAGAUCAGAAGGUAAGAGAAAAUUUGACGCAGGUUUGUUAAAAUGACAGUGACAGUCAGCCGUGUGAUGGAUGACCGAAGUUAUCUUUAACGUAAAGUUAUCCUGUAGUUAAGUUAUAAUCCUCGAAUUGGUGUGAUGUAUCAUAUUUAACUUAACUACCUACUUGCGUUAUUUCUUGACAGUUCUUGAAUUAUCUGAUAUAUCAACUGUCACUUUAUAACGUGACGUUAAACCUCAAGUUAUGAGAUAACUUUGUAGUUAUGUAAGUAUAUGUAAGGUUACGUUCAUCUUUUGACUUGUUUUUAGACAGAAAUCAAGUGAAUUUAGUAAUAAUUUAAUAAUUAAUUAUAGAAGGUUAAUACAAUUUUAAAAAUUAUACAAAAAUCAAAUCGAGAGAUAUAAGUUGAAAUUUUAUUUUAAGUACCUACUGAGCUUUCUAUCCAGAGUUGCCAGAUGAUAUUUUAUAAAUCCCCCACUCAGAAACUGAAAUUCCCUCAAAUUGAAGCUAAAAUACCCCAAAUUUAAAUUUUUGUCGCAUUUUAAUAAAUUAGUAGUCAAUUGAAGAGAACAGUAAACCAAAAUUAUACUACUUAUCAACGAGGGCUCUGACAAUAAUUAAUAGUUCCUAUCGUCUUCGAUUAUAUGGGAGUAUAAUAUACGUCACACUACAAUUUCUGCUUAGAAAAAUUUCCCUAGACGCUUUCAAAUUACCCCAAAAUUGUGGGAAAAUACACCAAUCUGGCAACCCUGUUUCUAUCUACCGUUUGAAACACCACCGAACCCGAACAGAUGUUCGGUCAAUCCUGUAGCAUGUUCCGAACAAUUUCUCGCGCUCACUCCAUUUUGUACUAUUUCUACAUAAGGUUCUCUUUGUUACGUCAAACUUUGUUCCUAAAAUGUUAUUUCUAAUAUAGCGUUGAAAAAAUAACUAUCUCAUAACUGUGAAGAAUACAUCACACCCAAUUUUACCUAAAUAGUUAUGGACAUCGUUAUACCUGAGAGUAAUCUUAACUUUAACUCAAACGUUAAAGAUAACUUUGGUCAUCCAUCACACGUCUGAAUUUCUCUAUGUUACGUAAUUGGUUAUACAGUGGAAUCCCGAUAAGUCGGCCUCCGAUUACCCGGAAGUUCGGCUAACCCGGACCGAUUUUCAUCAGACAAAACAAAGAUUUUUUCAUUUUGACAGAGUUUUUUACCAAAAAUAAACAAUACUGUAUACAAUUGUACGUAAUUUAGAUGUAUUGUGCAUAUAUAUUUCAUGUUUUUGCAAUUAUAAUGUGUCUUUGUUUAUUAUUUAUAUGUAUUUUAUUAAUUUUACCAUAUUCUCCGGCUAAUCCGGAUUUUCGAUAACCCGGAUCGGCCGCGGUCCCGAUUAAUCCGACUUAUCGAGGUUCCACUGUAAUAUGUUCGAUUUCUUGUAAGAAAUAAAAAAUUUUAGUAGGUCCAAAAUGACACAAAAUCUAGGCCUGGGAUAAAAAAAUUUAUUCGAAGAAAGUAUAUUAAUUUGUUCUUCUUAAUGGCGGUACAGGCUCCUUUUUGCAGUAUUUUCUUUAGUUAUAGAGUAAUUUCCACAUAAUAAGAUAUUUCUAAAAUUGGACUCUGUACCGCCAUUCUUUAUUAUAUUAUGAAUAUGUGUGCCAAAUAUCUCGACAAAAUAUUCAAAAUUACAGCCGCAAUCUUGGACCGCGUUUGUUGCUACCUGUUGAUCGCUACUGUAUGCUCUCAACACAAAUACAUAUCACAUCACAAUAUACAUAUUUUUAGAACUAUGUACAAUAUUGUGAUUCAAAUUCUUAAUUUAACCCUUAACUACAGACAUGGAUGUUUCAGAACGUAGAUUCUGACAUGCGGUAUGUGAUACCGUUACCUAUUCUGCUUUGUUUUCAAUAUGAAUUCGUCUUAUGUCAGUGUAUUUGUUUUCUAUAUCAACUAUGGAAUAGUGCUCCAAAUAAAAUACACUUAAUUUUUUCAAGAAAAUUACGAACGCUUGCAUAAUAUUAAAUAAAUGAUGGAGGUUCUUACAAAAUUAUUUAUAAACUAAAUUACAAAAAGCUAGUAUUGGUAAUGGUAACUAAAAAAUAGUAAAAUAAUGUUGAAAGCACUUGAAAAAGUAGAACAAGUGGAUGAACUUGCUACCAUACUAAUGGCGAAAGAUUACUGAAUGAACUGCUUUUAACUAUUAGAAACGUAAACAGUGACAUGCGGUACGUGAUACCGCAAGAAAACUACGUCAACGUAGCUCAAAGACUAAACCAUACUACAACAGCUGCAGUUGGGAGCAGGUACAGGUACACACCACUUGAAGGUACACAGAUGGUGUUCAAGGAAUGUUUUAUAAAACAAGUUUUACAACAAAAUAUAUUUUCGGCGCGGUAUGGCAUACCGCAUGUCACUGGUUAAACCAUCUACAUGAGUAUUUUGAAGUAUAUUAACCGUGACCCUUUGUCCCUUUUGAAAUGUAUGUGUCUCUAUUCGUUGGUUUCAGGUACAUAUUCUAGAGAUAAGGCACCUUUUAGUACUUGUAUUUUUCUAAGACGAUGCAAUACAUUAACAGGGAUUAACAAAAAACGUACAUGUUUAAAAAAAACGUUAAAACAUGUUUUCAUAUAAACGUACAUUCCAUGUCAAAUCACUCAGGCAAAAAAUUUUGGAACUCCGAUUUGUCUGAAAAUUGGUAUAUAGCUUCUGCGAGACGUAAAAAUAAGAUAUUUAAGGUCAAAAAAUCUUCUUCUUUUUUUCUCAAAAUGUUAUUUUAUGCGAUUUUACAGUGAUUUCGUGUUUAUUUAAACAAAUUUGCAUUUUCUGUCGUAAAGUAUCAAUGAAAAACAUAAUAUUUUAAUAGAAAGGACUCAAAAAUGUCAUUAUAUGGCAUUAUAACAAGUUAUUUUGAAUUAAAACAAGUUUUUGAUCAAAUUUUAUAGUGUAAAAAACGUUAAAAUACCGUUUUUUACAUUUUCUUCCAUUCCCAAAAUACAUCAUCAUCGAUUUGGCUGAAAAUUUGCCCACAGAUAGCCAAAAAAUAGGAGUUUUAAGUGGUUAGAAGGAUUUGAAUUAUAUUACAAUACCAAAAAAGUUACAUGCAGUAAUAUCAGACUCAAAAGUAUAUAUUAGUCCAGUCGGGAUAGCAUUUGACCGUGAAUGCCGAGCUGCCCAAAAUUUUAUUUUUCUGAUCUUUAGGGGAGUUAAUAGUAGCCUAAAUUUAAAAUCACGAAUGAAUUCCUCCGUUACGUUAGCAGCCAUCUUUGAUUUUAAAGGAGAACCAUUUUUAACUUUUCGACAAAAAUGGUAGGAACUGAAAUUGUUCCAAAUAAAUCGUGUUUACAAUUAUUACAAUUUCUUUUUAACAAUUUUUGUCAUGAGGUCGUUAUUUUCGAGUUAAUUUUACUUACAGUAGACGCCUAUAUUUUUGACUAUAUUAUUGCAUGUAACUUUUUUGGUAUUGUAAUAUAAUUCAAAUCCUUCUCACCACUUAAAGUCCUAUGUUUUGUCUAUUUGUGGGCAAAUUUUCAGCCAAAUCGAUUAUGAUGUAUUUUGGGAAUGGAGAAAAAUGUAAAAAACGGUAUUUUAACGUUUUCUACACUAUAAAAUUUGAUCAAAAGCUUGUUUUGAAUCAAAGUAACUUGUUAUAAUGCCAUAUAAUGACAUUUUUGAGUCCCUUCUAUUAAAAUAUGUUUUCCAUUGAUACUUUACGAUAGAAAAUGCAAAUUUGUAUAAAUAAACACCAAAUCACUGUAAAAUCGCAUAAAAUAACAUUUUGAGAAAAAAAGAAGAAGAUUUUUUGACCUUAAAUAUCUUAUUUUUACGUCCCGCAGAAGCUAUAUACCAAUUUUCAGACAAAUCGGAGGUCCAAAAUUUUUUUUGCUCCAAAAUUGAGUGAUUUGAAAUGGAAUGACCCUAAAACUUCAUGUUUUUAUUUUCUUAUUAUUGAUUUAUUUAGUCAGAAUUUUCCAGUUUAUUUAUGUACAAUUAUUAAUGAAAUAUGUACUCUAUGAUCGAUUUGAUGGGAUUUUACUAGUGUAUUUUUAAACUGUUGCAUUUAAUCGAAAAUAUUUUAUAAAUCUGUUAUUAAUUUGAUAAAGUACAUACAUUAAAAGGUAUUUAUACAGUUAUACCACUGAUACGACCAAUUAUUCAAACUUCGCAAAUAGAGCGAUAAUAGUUUUCUCGUAUUUUUCAACGUUGCCUUAUGGGUUCAGAUGGUGUUUUCUAUUGUCAUUACCAUUAAUUCAAGAACAUACAAAAUCGUAAAAUCUUAUCACACCAAUUAUAUAUUAUAUACCUUAUACCAGUCGCUCUUUUUGUAUGUCCGCAAUUACUUACAUUUCAUUAGGUUGAUUUUUCCCCUAAAGAUCGAUCCUCGAAAUAUUCUUGUGAGUUUAGAUAUUUCGUAUAUGUUUAAAAAGUCUAUAGGUGUCUAUAAACUAAAAGGUAAACGCAUUGUUUAUAUAGUAAUAGUUGGUCAACGUAACGAGUAAAUUUGUUUGAUUCUAAUUGAGACAGUCACCAAAUGUCAUCACCAUUUCUGUCCGGGUUGCAAUGUCACGCGUAACUAAGAAUAUUAAGAACAAGCUGAAAAUGCGAGCAUUAUCAUAACGAAAACUUUGUUUAUUUACGUAUGUAUUUAAAUUCAUAAUAUGGAAAAUUUCUAUUAUGAAAAGUUGUUUUGUAUUAAAUGCUAUGUUUUAAUAUGCAAUUAUAUCCUAAUUUAAAUAUUGUGAACUAUAAAGGUACUCUACUCUCGAGCGAAAUUCAUAUUUUUUGACAUACCUCGAAUAAAAUUGAUAAAAUUUGAUAUAUGAUGAUUGGAUCUUAGAUUUUAGACCAUGCAGAUCUUUUUAUGAAGAAUAACUUUUCUUCGUAAAAUUAAUAAUAAAAGAGUUAGGAAUGAAAAUGAUAUUGGUAUUCGUAAUUUAAGAAAAAUUUUCAAAUAUUUUUUUUAUCUUUAGAAGGAUGUACAAGUAAUUGCAUAUUAGAACAUAGUUUUUAACUCCAAACAACUUUUUAUAAUAACACUUUUCAAUAUUGUGAAAAAUAAAGACACUUUAAUCUUGAUCGAACUUCAUAUUUUUUGACAUACCUCAUAUAAUAUAGAUUUGAUAUCUAGUAAAAAUAAAUAAAUACAAAAUAAACAGUUUUCCUUGAAAAUAGUGAAGUGUAAUUUAACAUUACAUUAACAUAAAUAAAUAAAAUUUGUUUAUCUGACAUUUUAAUUUUAUGUUGACGUUUAGUUGCGUCAAACGAAAACAAAGUAGAGUUGACGUUUCUAUGUCGGAAGAAAAUGACAAUUUAAAGGAGGCUUGUGACGUCACAAUGACGACUUUGAGGUCGGAUAUCUCGAAGAUGGUUAGAGAUAGCGAAAUGCCGUUUUCAGAUUUGGAUUCAGAAGACAAAACUACAUAGGAAUCCGUCGCUAGGUGGCCUCUAGGUAUUUCAGGAGCGGCAACGCAAUAACACACACACUUGCGAAUUUAUAAACGAAAAGUUUUCGUUGAAAAUAAAUAUAUGGAAGGAUAUAAUUUAGAAAUUGAAUUAAUGAUGUCAUGCUAUUAUAUGUAUAAUGUAUAGUAGUAUAAUAUUAAGAAAAAUAAAUAUAUGGAAGAAUAUAAUUUAGAAAUUGAAUUAAUGAUGUCAUGCUAUUAUAUGUAUAAUCAUUGUUUAAGAAAUAAUCUAUAGUAGUAUGACAUCAUUAAUUCACUUUCUAAAUAUAUUCUUCAAUUAUAUUUAUUUUUCUUAAUAUGUAUGCGAGUUGGGUGUGUUAUGAAUAGGAUCGUAUCCAACUUGGUGUCUAUGCAUUUUGGAUUUAUCGUAGUUACGCGUGACAUUGCAACCCUGACAGAAAUGGUGGUGACAUUCUGGUGACUGUCUCAAUUAGAAUCAAACAAAUUUGCUCGUUACGUUUACCAACUAUUACAAUAUAAAUAUAGGAUUCCUUAAAGACAAUCGUAAUAAAAGUCCGUAUGAGGCUUAACAGUUUUAAUUAAUAAAAUAGACAACUAAAUUAUGGAUACUAUUAAGUUGACUAAAUGUAAAAGUGUUUGUGUAAUUGCGACCAAAAUUUUACGUGUUCUUACAAAAAGAAAUGUAUUUGGAAAUAAUUGCGUCUAAUCAAUAUUAUAACCGGCUUGUCAUAAUACCCGUCUUAAAGCGUCUCUUUAAGUUGCGUCUUUUUCGAUUAUCCCAAAUAACACGUCCGUCGAGGUUCUGAUGUUAAAAUCGACUAACUGUAUUGAUUCCCACACUAACCAAAACCGCCUCCUUUCUUCCCCUCUUCAUGCUUAAAUCCGCAACUAUUAAAAUUCUACUGCAAUAAAUUUCGUUCCCUAUUAGUAAUAAAAAUAGGGUUACCCAGUGGCGAAUGUUAUUCUUAUGUCUUAAAGAUUAAAAGUUAAAAGUAGUUCGCGCCGGUUGGGCUACCGUAGUAAUCCCAAUCCGUUCCACCCAUCUGGGCCGACGUAGGUCCAUAUGUGUGAAACUCUUAUUUCGUGCUCUUAAUAAUUAUUAAGAAAAAUUAUAUACAGGAGACUUAAAAAUAUAAGAUAAAAUAUUUACAAUUCUACAUAAACAAUGGUAAAGGUACGUUGCACCUUCGCAGAUUGCUACGGUUGUCAUAAUUAUUAUUAGUUUUAUCUAUUAAUUGUGAUAUAAAAGUAUCUUAAUAAAAUUACCUAAGAUAUUUUUCGUUAUAAUUUUUUUUCAACAUUGGAAAAACUCAGAGUACGGAAGAGAGUUUAGGACGAGGUGUUUUGUGAUCAUAAAAGCACGGAAAUAUCAGUUUUUCAAUAUAAGGUUUAUGACAUUUUGAAUAAUUGGUUGUUUGGAACUUUUUAAAACUGUUUUAGUUUUUUACUAGACUAUUUAUACAACUUUGAUAGGUAAGCUGUAUAUUUGUUGGUAAGGAUUUUUAUAUGGACAUUAAAUUGAAUUUUCGAUCAAAUUGUAUGUUACAACUUAGUGCCAAGUUAAAAUAGUGUCUUGCAUAUUAUAGCAAAUAGUGAAGAGUUAAAUAUGUUACAAGAUCUGGCAGCUAUUUUAACAAUUUUAAGUGCUACAGAUUGUUUUAUUACCUUAACAUUGAACUGGUAUCGGUGUAACACAGGUAGUUAAUCUUAAAAUGUUUUGAAUUGAGUUCGUUAGGAUUAAAAUAGAAAUAAUUGAAAUAUUUAAUUGCCUUAAAUAUGCUAUUUUAAUGUUUCUACUAUUUUCUUAAUUUCAAUAAAUCUAGACAGUUAUUCAUGUAAUAUCAUGUAAUAUCCACAAAACUCUUCACCUUAGCUUUGGAAGUCGUCUUUAAAUAACUGGAAUGGGAAGACAUGGGUAUCAACGUAAACAGAACGAAACUCAAUCACCUCAGAUAUUGCGAUGAUGUUGUUCUUAUUACAACCAACCAAGAAGAACUAGCCACAAUGCUGACUCAACUAGCAUAAGCAUCAGAGAAGAUAGGAUUAAAAAUGAACAUGAUUAAAACAAAAAUCAUAAAUACAAAUGCCAGUAAUAAAUAACGUAAAUAUUGAGUAUGUUGAGUAAUAUACAUAUACAGUGAUGAGCGCGCUAUUAACCGGCAAACUAGCUCAAAAGAUGGAAAACAUAAUACAUUGCGAAACAAAAAGAGAUGAAACUAGUGGAGGUAGAAAUUAUUGUUAUAAACGUAUUAAUUAACAUUACAUUACAUAGUUUCCCACCUUUAGACGUAUCAGAGGAGUAUGAAACUGUCAUUGUGACAGUAGAAUUUUAUAAAAUACUCCUGUCACAGACGUCUAAAGGUGGGAAACUAUGUAAUGUAAUGUUAAUUAAUACGUUUAUAACAAUAAUUUACACCUCCAGUAGUUUCAUCUUUUUUUGUUUCGCAAUGUAUUAUGUUUUCCAUCUUUUGAGCUAUUUUGCCGGUUGUUAGUGCGCUCAUCACUGUAUACCUGGGUCAAAUAAUCAAAGCUAAUAAAGAGAACCAAACAAUUGAAGUACAGAGAAGAAUUAAAUUGGCGUGGGCAGUGUUUGGAAAGUUAAGCUGGAUACUAAAAAGCACAAAGAUACAACAGUACCUAAAAACCCGUGUAUUGGAUUAGUGCAUCCUUCCUGAUCUGACGUAUGGCUCAGAAACAUGGACAUUAACAAAUUCCAACAUAAACAAAAUAAAAAUAUCUCAAAGAAAAUGGAAAGAUCGAUGUUGGGAAUAAAACUGCAAGACGGAAAAUCAAACACAUGGAUAAGAGAGAAAACAAAAGCAAAAAAGUUAACAGAACAUAUAACAGGGUUAAGUGGAGAUUUGCGAGACAGGAAGAUAAAAUAUGGAAUGCUGAAAUACAAAACUGGAGACCGUGGACUUAAGAUGCGAUGGAAGGAUGAUGUUGUAAAAGCUGCAGGAACUCACAAGAAAAGCGCAGCCAAGGACAGACAGAUAUGGAAAAAUUUGGGGAAGGCGUAUGUCCAAAGUUGGAUAGAAAUGAGCUAAAGAAGAAGAAGAAGAAGACAGUUACUGCAUCUGUCUCUAGUGGUAUUUUAAUUAUGUAAACUUUUCUACUUAUAACUUAUCUGUCGGCCCAUUUGACAGUAAUUAAAUUUUUGCCGUCGAAAUAAUAGUCCUGUGUGCCCCUGUCAUCUCUUUACCAUUAUUUUGUUUGAUUCAACUGGACGAUGAUCAGUGCGAUUUUAUCUGAAAAUACCAGUGGCGCGAUAUCCUAAAAACAGUUGCCCUGAUAUCCGCGAUAUCCUAAAAAUAUAUUUAAUAUCUAUUGGGAUAUUCUACUAGAAGUAACAUCGUUCCACUGCACAACAAUAAAGUACUUCUUUAGAAAUUGAAACAAUAUCUGUAACUGUCAAGAUUUUGCUAAAAAUCUCUAAUUUCUAAGUUUUCCUUGCUUGACAAUUGUUCUCCAUUCUUUAUGGUUUUUAGUUUUUCCUCUCCAAUUUCUACUUCAUCUAACCAUCUCCUUCUUCGUCGACCUACCCUCCUUUUGUCAUCCAUCUCUGGAUCUUCUAAUAUUUUUGGUAUUUUUUCUCUUUCAUUCCUUCUAAAUGCAUCAACCGAGUCUUGAUGCUUUUUCUAUUUCUGAUAACGCAGGCCCUUUAAAACGACUCAUGAUUUCGGCAUUGGCUCUUUUUCUGUAUACCACCCCUCUUUUACACCUCCAAAAAUUCUCAAUAUUUUCGUUUCCCAUGCAUUUAUUUUUUCUUCUUCUGUUUAGUUUAUCACCCAUCAAGUGCUUACGGAAGAACUUUUCAGUAUUAAUUAAUAAUAUAUUAAUUUCUAAUAAUAAUUAGUAUUUAGCAGAUUUUCUCGGUUUGCCUCAAUGUAAAAAUCUGUGACUGAUCUUUUUUUUUUCGAAAACCUCAUUGAUACCUACUCUCCUAUAAUUUUUAGUAUAAGUUUUCGUAUAAGUUUUCGUAUUCUAAAGAGACUGUAAGAUCUUAUUCCUUCGACCAGUAAUCUUUUUGACAACCAGGAAACUUAAGGAACCCAACGGAUAUUUUUAAAUCAUCAAUUUAAAUGUUGACACCUGACUUGUUUUGUCACCGACAAACAUAUUUAUUCUUUUCCUCAGUUGUUAGCUUGAGCAACAAACAAGUGUAAGACAAGUUUUUAAAUCUACUUUAUCAUCUAGUCUAGUACAGUGAAAGAAGACAAAGCCAAAAGCUCUUCUGCAAACUCUUGCCCGUUGUGGGCCUUUCUUAUUACAAAUUUACAUGUUUAAGGAAAAUUAACUAUUUUAAUUAUUUCUAUUUAUAGUCCAGGGCGCAUCUGUAAAAAUCUGAGUACAUUUGUAUGUUGAGAGGUUGGGAUUUUGAGAAAAUAAUUUUGCAAUCCAGCUUUCGCAAAAAAUACAAUUUUUCAAAAUUUUGCAGGACUGAAAAUAUAGCAGAUAGCAAGUUGAAUUUUUUUUUAUAUAAUAUAUGAAAUAUAAUUUUAUUUGCAAUUUUCAAAAUUAAAAUCGGUUAAUUAGCACGGCGUCAGGAAUUUUUUUAAAUAAACAUUAAUUUUUAGUGCUACGCGCAGGACAGCGGAUACGUAUGCUCCGAUUGGGCAAUCAAAUGACCUGUCAAAAAUGAUCGAAUAUUGCGGCUGUGGACAAACAAAUGUGUUAUUGUUAAUAAUUGUUAAGGUGGGGUUUUAGUUUUUAUUCUUUGAGAACAGAGACGUAAUAAGUAAGUUUAUUACUUGUAGUGACUUUUUAAAUAGUUUUACUGUUUAAAUGUACCCAAUUAGACAUGCGAACUGAAGGUUUUAAAGUUUUUGACAGUUAGUCAUAAUAUUUGCUUAUUGUCUUAAUUAAUCAAAUUAGUUUGAUUUUUGUGGAAUUAAAAUAUUAAAAUACAACAAAAUAUAGAUUAAGAAAAUAAUAUUUUAGAUAAAGAUUGGUAGAAAUUUUAUUGCAAAUCAAAUUGUAUAAAUCGAACAUUUUACAUUUUCCAAAUAUGUAGAAUAUAUAAUUUUCCAAUACAAUACUAAAAUAUUUACACAUAAGUACCUGUUGCUUUUAAAAACUAUUUAAAAAGUCCCUACAAGUAUAAACUUACUUUUGUCUCUGCUCUCACAACAAUAAAAACUAAAACACCUAACAAUUAUUAACAAUACAUUUGUUUGUCCACAGCCGCAAUAUUCGAUACUUUUUGACAGGUCAUUGGAAUGCCCAAUCAGAGCAAACGUAUCCGCUGUCCUGCGCGUAACACCAAAAAUUAAUGUUUAUUUAUAAAAAUUCCUGACGCAGUGCUAAUUAACCGAUUUUAAUUUUGAAAAUUGCAAAUGAAAGAUACAGUAUUCUUCUAUAUGUAAAAAAAAUUAACUUGCUAUCUGGUUUAUUUUCAGUCCUGCAAAUUUUUUUUGCAAAAGCUGGAUUGCAAAAUUAUUUUCUCAAAAUCUGUUAAACCGAUCGUAAUUAAAUUUACAGUAUUGUUUUAUUGUAUCUUAAAGUUUUUCUGGAUGAAAUAUGAAAGUUCCAAGCGUAGCAUAAAUGGUUGAAAAAAAGUAAAAUGCGAAUACUUGUUUUUUAUGGUAUGUAAGGUAUGGUAUGCAAUUAUUGCUAUUUUGCAACAAGGAUGACAAUUUUUAAAAAUUUUAACCAAUCCUAUCUUGUAGGAGAUUUGAUUACGCAACUUUUCUCGGAAAUGAAUAUGUACUUUUAAAGUUAUAAUCAAAAAACGAAGAAAAAGAUCUAAUUUUUUUCCUUUUUUGACAUUUUGAUUAUUUAAACAAUAUUCCGGACCUUUUUGAGUGGGAGGAUAAUCCAAUUAUUAUUAUAUGAGUUAUUUCCAAGCAGUUUCUGCAAAAAAGUAUGAGGCACCUCUCAACAUCCAUCUCAAAACAGAUGCGCCCUAAACUAUUAUGAAUGAGUGUACCAUAUCGCCUUUGUUCGAGUACCUGUAAUUAAGGAAAGCAUUAGACACUGCCGUUCUUAUUUUAGUUUGGACGUUUUAUUGAAACCUUAUGAAAUCAGUGCAAAUUUGAAUUGUUUUAUUUUAUUUUUCGAUUGAUAUUCAAUUAUGCCUUCGGAACUGAUAAAUAAUUUUUAAGGCCUAAUUUGAAUGUUGCUUAGUAUUAGAAUUAUAUGUAUAUAAAAGUCUAGUCUUAACAUUUUCUUUUGUAGUUUUCAUAUUUCAUUUUAUUUUAAAUAUAUCAUUUAAAUAAAAGUUAAAUUUGU